GAGUCGACACAAUGAAACAAAUUCCAAGUCAAGUUGCUCCACUACUAUAUUACAGAAGCAGUUUAGAAUUUUAAGCAGAUGCAAAAGGAAUAAAGCAUUUAAAUAGGGAGAAAAAAAGGCCGAUAAAGUUUCUGGCUACAAUACAAGAGACAUAUCAUUACCAUAUGAUCUAAUGUGGGUGUCAGCCGGAUUGUGUUCAUUGAGGGAAACCUUAUUUUUUAACUGUGCUAUGGAGUAGAAGCAGGAGGUUUUCAACCUAGUGACAGUCACAGAGCAGCACCUUCCCCCUCCUCCUUUCCACACCUGCAAACUCUUGCUUGGGCUGAAUAUUUAGUGUAAUUACAUCUCAGCUUUGAGGGCUCCUGUGGCAAAUCCCCGGAUUAAAAGGUUCCUCGGUUGUGAAAAUAGACGAGAGAAAUCAUGAAGGCAGCUAUCAUCUUCCUCCUGGUUGCACAAGUUUCCUGGGCUGGACCGUUUCAACAGAAAGGCUUAUUUGACUUUAUGCUGGAAGAUGAGGCUUCUGGGAUAGGCCCGGAAGAGCGCUUUCAUGAAGUUCCUGAAUUAGAGCCUAUGGGCCCAGUCUGCCCCUUCCGCUGUCAGUGCCAUCUGCGAGUUGUCCAGUGUUCUGAUCUGGGUCUGGAAAAAGUGCCCAAAGACCUUCCUCCUGAUACCGCGCUGCUGGACCUGCAAAACAACAAAAUAACUGAGAUCAAAGAUGGAGACUUUAAGAACCUGAAGAACCUUCAUACACUGAUUCUCAUCAACAACAAAAUUAGCAAAAUCAGCCCUGGGGCAUUUGCUCCUCUGGUGAAAUUGGAACGACUUUAUCUUUCCAAGAAUCAACUGAAGGAAUUGCCAGAGAAAAUGCCCAAAACUCUUCAGGAGCUGCGUGUCCAUGAGAACGAGAUCACCAAAGUGCGAAAGUCUGUGUUCAAUGGAUUGAACCAGAUGAUCGUCGUAGAACUUGGCACCAACCCACUGAAGAGCUCAGGCAUUGAAAAUGGAGCCUUUCAGGGAAUGAAGAAGCUCUCCUACAUCCGCAUUGCUGACACUAAUAUAACUACCAUUCCUCAAGGUCUUCCUCCUUCCCUUACUGAAUUACAUCUCGAUGGCAACAAAAUCACCAAAGUUGAUGCAGCUAGCCUGAAAGGACUGAAUAAUUUGGCUAAGUUGGGACUGAGUUUCAACAGCAUCUCUGCUGUUGACAAUGGCUCUUUAGCCAACACUCCUCAUUUGAGGGAACUUCAUUUGAACAACAACAAGCUUGUCAAAGUGCCCGGUGGGCUGGCCGACCAUAAGUACAUCCAGGUUGUCUACCUUCACAACAACAAUAUCUCUGCAAUCGGCUCCAACGACUUCUGCCCACCCGGAUACAACACCAAAAAGGCUUCUUAUUCAGGAGUGAGCCUUUUCAGCAACCCAGUCCAGUACUGGGAGAUCCAGCCAUCCACCUUCCGAUGUGUCUACGUGCGCGCUGCUGUUCAGCUUGGAAACUACAAGUAGCUCCCAAGAAAACCCUCAUUUUUAUAACCUGGCAAAAUCCCAUUAAUGUCAUUGCUCGGAAAAAAUACAAAAAAAAAAAAAAGAAAGAAAAUUAGAUACUGGAAAUCUAUCUGCAAUGUGGAUGUUUUUCCCACAUGACUUAUUAUGCAUAAAGCCAAAUAUGCAGUUUAAAUAAUUGCCUACAAUAAAAAAAUAUUUUGCCUGCCA
Molecule: messenger RNA, 1710 nt
Organism: Capra hircus (goat)
Lineage: Eukaryota; Metazoa; Chordata; Mammalia; Artiodactyla; Bovidae
Gene: DCN
Product: decorin
Exons: 8
Coding region: 421-1503 (360 amino acids)
Molecular function (GO): protein binding
Source: RefSeq, a predicted model, not a curated record